AUGUCAAGCAAGAAAUUAAGCGGAGCUCAACAACGCAAAAGAAAACGAGAACAAGAGGCGGAUGCUAAAAUAGCUGGCUUAUUCAUGCAGCGUUUUUUGAAACUGGGACAAACAGAAGUUGACGACAAAGAAGAAUCUGAUAUUGAUAAUGUUGGACAAGAGGCAGUAAAUGAUCCACCAAGUUGCUACCAACUGGAUGACUCUCUGAUGACCUCUGCGAUACAAUUGCAGCCGUCAAAUUCAUCUACUCAAACUGCUGAAGCCACUAGUGAUAGUAAACAGCGUAUGCUCCUUGAUUCACAUGAUUUUGGUUACAUUGAUUUUGAUUCCAUUACGGGCUUAUCAAACGUAGCAAACAAUCUUCGUAUGGAGUUGAUUUCUCGUGGGCCAGAAGUAUUUCAGAACAAGAAUGCUAAUUUUGCAGUAAGUGCAGGCCGUUCAAUGACUUUAACAUGGUUUAAACGUAGUCUUCCCAAUGGAGAGGAAGUCAACAGAUCUUGGUUGCUUUAUUCCCCUUCUAAAAAGUCAGUGUACUGUUUCUGUUGUGUAUUAUUCACUUCAACAAGCAGUAACUCUAGAUCGUCAUUUGAGUUAUCUUUUGGAUUUUGUAAUUGGCGACACACAGAGAGACUGAGGGAUCACGAAAACAGUCCAAGUCAUCGAAUAUCUUUUACUAAAUGGAAGGAAUUGGAACAUCGGAUUUCACAAGGUAUGUUAAUUGAUAUGGAAGUUGAGAAACAAAUUCAAAAUGAAAAGCAGAAAUGGCGUGAAGUGCUGAAACGAAUUCUGGCUUGCAUAAAAUUUCUAGCUAGCCAAAAUUUGGCUUUACGUGGUCACUGUGAAAGUCUUGCUGAAGAUGAUACCGAAUGUUACAAUAUAGGAAAUUUCCUGGCCACAAUGAAGCUAAUUGCUCAGUUUGAUCCAUUAUUAUCAAGUCAUCUACAGCAUUCUAAAAAUGUUCCGGGUUCAGUUUCAUAUCUGUCACCAAGAAUUCAAAAUGAAUUUAUCAGUCUUCUUGCAUCUACUGUCAGAAAGCAGAUAUACUCUGUGAUAUUCGACGAAACAAAUAUUAUGGACUAA
Molecule: messenger RNA, 1080 nt
Organism: Biomphalaria glabrata
Lineage: Eukaryota; Metazoa; Mollusca; Gastropoda; Planorbidae
Product: zinc finger MYM-type protein 5-like
Exons: 1
Coding region: 1-1080 (359 amino acids)
Source: RefSeq, a predicted model, not a curated record